Ruditapes philippinarum (Manila clam) is the source of this 2348-nucleotide messenger RNA. RefSeq lists its product as uncharacterized. The record is from RefSeq and is a predicted model, not a curated record. Lineage: Eukaryota; Metazoa; Mollusca; Bivalvia; Venerida; Veneridae.
AAAAACAUACAGAAUUAUUAAGGUCUGGUGCAGCUAGGACAUUAGAAAGGCAAAGAGAAAAUAUGAUAUUACAAUUUGAUCAUUUUGCAGAAGAAAUAAACAGUACCACAUCAAAAAUCCAUGCUGAUGACAGAGCAAAGCUUCAGGAGAAGUUAAAUGAAGCUGAUACUGUUAAUGAUAAACUAAUUUCCAUGGAAACAGAUUUAUGCAAUAUGAAAAAAGCUCAACAAAGAUGUAAGCUUUUUAUUAAAGCAAAGGAGGCUUAUCAUGAAGUUGACAAGGUAGAAAUUAAGUUAGAAAACCUUAAAUAUGGUGUUAGUGUCAAUGAUUACACUUAUUAUCCUAUUGAAAACUGCAGGGAAAGACCAUUGGGAUCAUUAAGGAUGGGAAAGGAGCAAAAAUUUACAAAUGAGUUUACAGCAUUAACUGUUCGCGUUAUUUUAGAACUCAGAAUGGCAUGUCAAAUUCUAAAAGAAUUUCUAAGUUCUUGGAAAUAUUUCCUUCUAUUUGUUAUUCUACUGCUUGCAGUGUUGGGGAUAAAAGUAAACAUGGUUUAUAUACUUUUCCUUAUUAUUACCUUUGUUCCUUUGUCAAUGUUGAGGAUGAAUUCAUGGGUAGAUUCCUACCUUUCUGUUGGAUAUGACCUUGCAAAGAGUCUGUUGGUCAUAUGUAUCAAAGUGACAAUAUGGACUUAUAAAAUAUUACACUUGGACAAUGUGAAACACUGGUAUUUGUUUUGCAGCCUAAAUGAAUGGUAUAAACAAAAUCCCUCUACAUACAUCAGUGUUAAAACUAAAGACAAUGUUACAUGUAAUAUCACUGGAAUUUGCUUUCUUUCCCCAAUUCAUCUUGCUGCUGUUGACAACUAUAACUCAACUGUAAAACUUAUUGAUAUUGAACAAGAGAAAGUUAUAACAGAACUCUCAGUUGGAAAAAAAAAAGACUCUGAUCGUCCAUGGGAUGUGACAAAAAUAAGCAGUGAUCAGUUAGCUGUAACAAUUCCACAUUCUAAAACUAUCUGUUUCCUUCACCUGACAUGUUGCUUGGGUUAGACUUGAUCACAUUAUCCAAAGCAAGAACUGUGCCAGUUGAUUGUGCAUGCUAUGGCAUAGUUUAUCACAACAACAAAUUGAUAAUUUCAUGUAUUGGAGAUCCUUGUUCAGUUAGAAUGCUAGAUCUAGAUGGUAAUGUUCUACAAAGGUUUGAAGAGAAGUUGUUUCCUGGUCCUUAUUAUGUUAUCCUUGAUAAAAAUUGUAAUUAUAUGUAUGUUUCAAGCUAUGGAAAUGGGAAUGUAACUAGACUGUCAAUGGAUGGAACUGUUUUAGCAGUCUACAAACAUGAACAACUUAAAGAUGUAUUUGGAAUGACAAUAGAUAAAGCAGGGAAAGUGUAUGUUUGUGGUUAUAACAAUAUUUUUAAGUUGUCAGAGGAUUUAACUGAGGGUCACCAGGUACUGAAUGUUAACAGAAUAAACAAUAACAUUGCUUAUUGUGAAAAAACAAAUUCAUUCUGGGUAGCUUUUCAUGAUCAAGAUUAUAUAUCAAAUUAUAAUAAUCAAACAUUUUAGUUUAAUGCUAACUUAUCAUAAAUAGGAAAUACAUCCUAGAUUGGAAUACUCUUCCACACUGAUGUAUCUUGUGAUCUUUCAGACUGUUAAAUUAUCAGCUUGUAAUUUUCUUUAUAUAUUUAUUAAGUUUUCAAUCAAGUAAUUAUUUUAAUGUUGCUGUAAUCAAGUUGAGUUGGAGAGAGAAUAAUGGUGAUUAAUAUCAGUAUUAUUUACAUACAAUGAAGCUUUCACAAGUCUAUUCUUCCUGAUUUAUAAGAUUAUCUUUUUGAAGUUUUGCAAGUGUGCAACACUUACUUUUUAUCAUAGGUAUAUAAGUUCACUAAAGGUAAUAAAGAACAUGAUCAGUUAUAUUGUUUGAUACUUGUUUAAUGUUCAAUAAACAAUUUAAAAAAAACAUUAAAAGCAUUCAUUAUUUUCUAUUUCACAUACCAUACUUGUCGAUCUCAGCACUAAUGCAAAAAUUUGCAUGUUUAGUUACUUUUAGUUUACACAAGUAGCUUUUCAAGCCCUGGGAAUUAUUGCAUUUUGAGGUAUUUAACAAUAUUUUAUACAUUCUGUAUACCUUAUAGUUUUCAAAUACACAAAACAUUCAUUUUAGAAUGGAUAAAUACAUGUACAUAGGCUUAACUGUAGGGUAUUCUUGGCAAAGUGGUGAAGGUGGUUGACUUCCCCCCUCACCUCUGUUGGUUUGAAUCCUGCCAGGGACCUGUGAUUAAAUCAUGUGAGCAGGCUAUCCAGCUAGCUAAUGGAACCUCAGUGGUUCUACUCGGGUGCAUGUGUG